GCCUAAAAAAAAAAAAACUCCUUUUUUUAAAUUCUCUCAUACAAAAAGAAAUUUUCAUCUCACAUACAAAAUCUCGAUUCUAAACCUCCAUACCCAUUUAACUAUAAGCUUCAAAUAUUAACCUAAACAUCUUCUUCUUGUUCUUUCUUCUUCCUUUCUCUCUAUCAAAUACAUACAUCACAUUCACUCGUUAUAUUUAUUAGACCAUACAAGUUCAUACAAUAGUUGAACCCUGUAUCUUUCCCGUCUGUACCCGAUCCAUCCCUCGUUCGUUCGUCCGUUCCCCCUACAUCCCCACGAGAUCACAAAAGCUAAAACAAAAAACAAAAUUUAGCUCCAACAUUACCUUACAUUUGACGAUAAAUAUAAUAAACGAUAACAUAUCUAGAGUAGACGAUAAAUCAUCAAUAUCAUCAUCAUCAUGGCUAUUUUCAGAUCAAAAUCAAAACAACAAAAUAAUGGAUUUCGUCCUAAAACUGCUGCUAAUAUCGAUGUUAAAAUCUCCAGUAAAGAUGAAGAACAAUUUCAAUUAAAUUCAGGAUCAGUCCAUGAUCCUAUCUUAACUGCCGUCAAUGAACUUCAACCUUUUGAACAAGCCGCUGCUAAAUAUGAUAAUAGAAGACCAAGUUAUUUAAGUCAAGGAUCUCAUGAUUUAAAAGAUAUCUUUGGUAAUCCCAUUGAUAGACCUGAUAUUUCAAAUCCAACCAGAUCAAGAAAUGAAAGACCAUUAGAUACCAUUAGAGGAUUUGAAUAUGCUAUUACAGGUGAUUUAACUUAUCGUGAACAAUUAGAAACUUCAAGAUUAGGAUGGGGAUUCCAUGAAGAUUUCCCUCAUUAUAAUUUACAACAACAACAACAACAAUUAGCUGCUGGUGGUGAAUAUGAAGGGGGUAAUGCUGCUACCGCUAUUUUCAAUCAUAAUUCCGAUCAAGCUGUUUAUCAAGGUAAUAAUUAUAGUGCUAGUAGUUUAAGACCUGAAGGUAAGAAAAAGAAGAGAGGUUUAUUUGGUAAAAAGAAGUAAGACUAUUAGUGUUCUUCUACAGUUAUAGUUCAUUAUGUGAUUGGAUAUUUUUUAUAUUAGUUAAUUAGUUUAGUUUUGGUUUUGUAGUUUUAUAUAGUGUUUUGUUAAUCUUAUAUGAUAUGAAUUUAGAAAUGUGUCGUCAUAACACUGUAUGUGGAUGUUUACUUACUUGCCUUUCCCUCAUUAUGAGAUCAAACAAUGCACACACACACACACACACACACACACCAAAUUUUUUAAAACAAUUCGCGUUUUAUCAUACAACAAUUUACAACCAACCCCCAUAGAUUCAUUCAUUAUAUCAUUU
Scheffersomyces coipomensis is the source of this 1328-nucleotide messenger RNA. RefSeq lists its product as uncharacterized. Lineage: Eukaryota; Fungi; Ascomycota; Pichiomycetes; Serinales; Debaryomycetaceae. The record is from RefSeq and is a predicted model, not a curated record. The transcript has a single exon. Bases 422 to 1021 code for a protein of 199 amino acids.